Drosophila virilis is the source of this 1902-nucleotide messenger RNA. RefSeq names its product serine protease inhibitor 77Ba. Gene Ontology annotation, molecular function: serine-type endopeptidase inhibitor activity. The record is from RefSeq and is a predicted model, not a curated record. Lineage: Eukaryota; Metazoa; Arthropoda; Insecta; Diptera; Drosophilidae.
CGAUCUCCGUGAGUUAAGUACGGCUCUGGGACUGUGAAGCGGGAGUGAGCUUUUGUUCGAGUAAAACAAAGAUAAUUCGCAUGAAUUAAAUACGAAAAAUAUUAUAUAAACGAGAGCAAAGACACAGGGAAAUAGCUUUAUAUAUGCGCUAACAUAUAUAUAAAUAUAUAAAUAUAAAUAUAUCAAUCUCGAUUUAUAUAAGUAUUAUGUGCUUACUUAUACUCUGUGAGUUUCAGUGCAUUCCGGUUUUGGAUUAAUCAACAAAUCAACGACGACGUCGUCUACUGAAAUACAAAAAUAAAAAAAAAAAUUGUUGCGACGUCAGUGGCUACUUUAAAUUCAAAACAAUUCAAAAUUCCCAAUCGAAGGAAAAAUCCACAUAAAUUAAACUGUUCUCUUUUAUAUUUGCGAAUCGACCUAUUGUAAAUACAAUUUCUAUCAAUUUCAAUACUCAAAGAAUUUUUGAGGAAUCUUAGUCAGCAAAAAGAAACAAGAGAAAAAACGCGAAAUGAUUAUAACAGAUAGUGUGGCACGUGUUCUUGGUGGAACCCUUUUGUUGUGCGCCUAUUGCUUGGCACAACAGCGCAUCCCGCCGCUAUCCCUGGGCAAUGCGCUGGAGGCGCUGACUCCGGCCGCCGCUUUUCAAGCUCAGAGCAGUCCCGACUAUUCGUUGCGUUCCAAUUUUGAUGAUGAGACGUUGCGUAGGGUCGCACAGGGUGCCCAGGAAUUCGCACUCGAUUUCCUGCUGCGCGUCUCCGUCGAGGUUGAGAAGCAUAACGCCGACUUUAUGAUAUCGCCAUUCUCGGUCUGGUCCCUGCUGGUACUGAUGUACGAGGGCGCCGGCGGCCAAACCUAUGAGCAACUGCGUCAGGCGCUGCGCAUCAACGUCGAGGAUGAGAAGCUGCGCUCGAUUUAUAAUGUGUGGAGCAAAUAUCUGAACACAAAAACUUCGACAAUUGAAGUGGCCUCUCUGCAGGCGCUGUACACGGACAAGAAUUCGCCGAUUAGGAACAGUUAUCGGGUUGCGGUGCAGUCUUAUGGAGUGGAUCCCGUGGAGGUGGACUUCUUCAAUCGUGAGACAAUAUUUCUGAUCAAUGAGGCCACCAAUCGCUCAACUCGUGGGCUCAUACCCUAUGCGGUGUUGCCUCAGGAAAUAUAUGGUGCUAAGAUUUUUAUGCUGUCGUCGCUGUUCUUCAAAGGCCAGUGGAAGUUUCCCUUUAACACAUCCUCUACUCGAACGGAGCCAUUCUAUGAUGAGAAGGGGGCAGUUAUCACCCAGGUCUCAAUGAUGGUGCAGGAGGGUAACUUUGCCUAUGUGACCAACAUUGAGGGCUUGGAUGGUUAUGUACUCGAGCUGCCGUAUGGUGAACAGAAUCGACUUUCUAUGAUUGUGGUGCUUCCGAAGCGGGGCUUUAAUCUCAAUGAUGUGGCCAGAAAUCUAAAGGAUUUGACUCUGUCGCCGCUUUUGCAGCGUCUUGCCAAGUUUUCCCGUGAUGCGCCAGAAGACAGUGUAGUCGAAGUUCUAAUGCCCAAGUUCACAACGUCGACGGACUUUAAUUUAAAGAAGUUACUCCAAGAGAUGGGCAUACGCGAUCUAUUUGAUAAAAGCUACUCAAAUCUAAGCCGCAUGGCAGAUGGUUUGUUCGCCAAUCUCUGUGUUCAUGCUACCAAAAUCAUUGUGGAUGAAAAGGGCACCACCGCAGCAGCUGUUACUGCGUCCGUGCUGAGCAACAAGUCGACGCCGCCGAAAUUCCAGCUAAACAGACCCUUUCUGUAUAUGAUUGUGGAGAAGUCAACCAAUCUGUUGCUGUUCGCCGGUCAAGUGAGAAAUCCAAAGGCGACAUAAUCCGAGUGUUUUUGUUUUUUAAUGACAUAACUUAAAUAAACUAGAAUUGCUGCGAA